Molecule: messenger RNA, 402 nt
Organism: Gordionus sp. m RMFG-2023
Lineage: Eukaryota; Metazoa; Nematomorpha; Gordioida; Chordodea; Parachordodidae
Product: CCHC-type zinc finger nucleic acid binding protein-like
Exons: 1
Coding region: 1-402 (133 amino acids)
Biological process (GO): positive regulation of cytoplasmic translation
Cellular component (GO): cytoplasm
Molecular function (GO): zinc ion binding; single-stranded RNA binding; translation regulator activity
Source: RefSeq, a predicted model, not a curated record
AUGAGAACAAAUUUUAAUUUUCGAGGAAGAGAAAAAUUGAGUUGUUAUAAUUGUGGAAAACCAGGUCAUGUGGUAAGAGAUUGUCAAGAAACCAAAUGUUUUGGGUGGAGGAAAUAUGGACAUAUAGCCCCGUAUUGUCCGAGAAAACGUGAUAAAUUACGAUGUGCAAGUUGCGGACGAUUUGGUCACAAUAGAGAAGAAUGCAAUGUUAGUAAUAUCAAUACUCGAGGCUAUUUUCCGCAGAGAGACAUGGGGCAGAUUGUGCCAAAUGUGAGGAUUAUUGAAAAUAGGGAAGAAAAGGAGAUAGGAAUACAAGAUUUUACGGAAAAUAAAGAUCCGACUAUUAUUUGCUUUCGGUGCCGAAAAGAGGGACAUGUGGCAAGAGAAUGUGAGUACUUGUGA